CCCAACACCAAAUAUACAUGACGCUCUCACCCUCUUUCUCCAUUUAGUUUCUAGUUCAUAUAUUUCACUUCAUAGUGAAGGUUUAUAUUGAGUAUAUGGGAGACAAUGUUGUAGUAUCCAACAUGGAACUAGAGAGGUUACUUUGCAUGAAAGGAGGCAAAGGAGAGGCUAGCUAUGCCAACAAUUCCCAAGCACAGGCCAUACAUGCCGAGUCCAUGCUACACCUUCUGAAAGAAAACAUGGAUGGUGUUCAGCUUCAUGCCCCUAACAUCCCAUUUGUGGUGGUGGACUUGGGGUGUUCAUGUGGCAGCAACACCAUCAACGUGGUGGAUGUGAUCAUCAAGCACAUCAUCAAGCGUUAUGAGGCUUUAGGAUUAGACCCACCUGAGUUUUCUGCUUUCUUCUCAGACCUUCCUAGCAAUGACUUCAACACACUCUUCCAGCUUCUUCCACCGCUAGCCAACUAUGGAGUCAGCAUGGAAGAGUGCCUUGCUGCCAAUAACCACCGCUCCUACUUCGCUGCCGGAGUCCCCGGUUCUUUCUAUCGGAGGCUUUUUCCGGCGAGGUUCAUUGACGUUUUCCACUCAGCCUUUUCCUUGCAUUGGUUAUCUCAGAUACCAGAAUCUGUUCUGGACAAGAGAUCAAGUGCAUAUAACAAGGGGAGGGUGUUUAUCCAUGGUGCUAGUGAGAUGACAGCAAAUGCAUACAAGAAACAAUUCCAAACUGACUUGGCAGGCUUCCUGAGGUCAAGGUCAGUGGAGAUGAAGAGAGGGGGGUCAAUGUUUUUGGUUUGCUUAGGCAGAACUUCAGUGGACCCUACAGACCAAGGUGGGGGUGGCCUCCUCUUUGGGACCCACUUUCAGGAUGCUUGGGAAGAUCUUGUCCAGGAGGGAUUAAUUAGCAGUGAGAAAAGAGACAAUUUUAACAUCCCAGUUUAUGCACCAAGCCUGCAAGACUUCAAGGAGCUGGUUGAAGCAGAUGGUUCAUUUGUCAUAAACAAGCUUGAGGUUUUCAAAGGAGGAAGUCCUCUCGUGGUGAACCAGCCAGAUGAUGCAAGUGAAGUAGGAAAGGCUCUAGCCACUAGCUGCAAGAGUGUGUCUGGUGUCCUUGUUGAUGCUCAUAUUGGUGACAAGCUUAGUGAGGAGCUGUUUCUGAGAGUGGAGCACAGAGCCACAAGUCAUGGCAAAGAGUUAUUAGAGCAACUUCAGUUCUUUCACAUAGUAGCAUCCCUUUCUCUUGCUCUAUGACAAGAGACAGAACAAAGACCCUUUAGAAAAGGGCAUAGUUCUCUUAUCCCUCACUUUUCUUUUUGUGUGUUGUUUUACACUUUUACUGCAUAGAAAGAGUCAAAACACACAAGAGAGAGAGACAGAAAAGAGAGGUUCACCUCUUCCAACCUCUACUUUCUCCCUCUUUUGAGGUGUUUUUUUGUGUGUUCUUGCUGACCAUAGUUUCUUUCUACACACUAUGUGCUUUCUGACUUGUGUCCCCUUGGAUCCGAACUAAGAAAGCUAGGAAACUCUCUUGUUUUCUUCAUAGCUUUUCAUAGUGUGUACAUGUUCAUAUUUUGUGAAAGUAGCAUGAAUGGAACGGUGUGCCUUUUGUACCUAUAACAAGCUGGAAUGUUGA
Gastrolobium bilobum is the source of this 1629-nucleotide messenger RNA. Its product is annotated as indole-3-acetate O-methyltransferase 1-like. The transcript has 4 exons. Gene Ontology annotation, biological process: methylation. Lineage: Eukaryota; Viridiplantae; Streptophyta; Magnoliopsida; Fabales; Fabaceae. Bases 96 to 1247 code for a protein of 383 amino acids. Gene Ontology annotation, molecular function: S-adenosylmethionine-dependent methyltransferase activity. The record is from RefSeq and is a predicted model, not a curated record.